AUGCGUUCCGCUACCUUGGUCUACCUUUCGCUGCUCUUCACAUCCACACACGCCUUCUUUCCCUGGCCUAGUCCGGAGUGUCUCGAAAAGGGUGACUGCGUCUUGCCAACUAAGAGGCAGUUGAAGGGUCAAGAUGAGCUCAGGUCUGAUGUUGUAGAUGCCGUCAAGGCUAUCAACCUCCCCGCCUCCCAGCUCGGCCCUCAAGCCACACAUGAUUUCUCGACCAAAGAUGCUGAAUCCGAACGCGUUGUCCGCGAAGUUGAACGCCUCACCCGCAAAUAUGCGAGGUUUCAAUCCGCUGCCGUCCGUGAGAAGGCGUUGAGGUCCAAGAGAGAGAGCCAGUACCGUAUCGUCAAGGCUGCCGAUACCAAGCUCAAGAACGCGGUCGGUGUGGCCCAAGAUGGCACCGACUUCUCCUACUUUGCCCAGGUCAAGCUUGGUAACAACAAGAAGCCUAUGUGGAUGCUCAUGGAUACUGGAGCCGGUACCAGUUGGGUCAUGGGUUCAUCUUGCAAAUCAGCAGCGUGUGAAAAGCACGGCUCGUUUGGCCCUCCCGACUCUGCAACGUACAAGGCCACCGGCGAAACCUUUUCCGUCGCCUACGGAUCUGGCUCUGUAAAGGGCGACAAGGUCACCGAUACCUUAUCCUUUGCUGGUAUGAAUUUUAACUUCCAGUUUGGUGUUGCCAAUGAGACCUCGGACGACUUCAACCACUUCCCCUUUGACGGCAUCCUCGGGCUUUCAAUGGCAGGCGGCGAGACGGAAAACUUUAUGCAAGUUGUCAAGAACUCCACGCAGCUUCCCGCCAACAUCUUCUGCGUGUAUCUGAGCAGGGCAGCAGACGGACCCAACACGAGCGAAAUCAGUUUCGGUGUAUGCAACCCUGAUAAGUACACUGGCGAUAUCACCUACACCGCAGUUGGGAACGCACUUGGUGAUUGGGCGGUUCCUCUGGACGGCAUUGCCUAUGAUGGCCUAAAAUCUGGCGCGGCAGGUAAGCUUGCUUACAUUGACACCGGUACCUCGUAUGUUUUCGGUCCCAAGGACGAUGUUGCCGCAUUCCACAAGAACAUCCCCGGAUCUACUGCGGACGAGGCCGGCACAACCUACAAGGUGCCGUGCGACAGCAACAAAGAUGUCACGUACACUUUCUCCAACAUCAGCUAUGUUAUUUCCGCCAAGGAUUGGAGAGGCGUCCCCGGCACCGAUGGUACCUGCACAAGCAACAUCUACGGCCACGAGGUCGUGACGGGAGCCUGGCUCCUGGGCGAUGUCUUUCUCAAGAAUGUCUACGCCGUCUUUGAUACGGAUCAGAAGCGUAUUGGAUUCGCCAAGAGAGUCGACCCGCCGCCAGUGACGACCACGUCCAGCAGCGACACUUCGGCCACGCCACCAGUGGUCGGUAACUCUGACAACGCCAACAUUGGAACCCCUGUGCAGACGUCCAAACCCGGACUCGGAUUGGGCGGUCAUGAGACUACUGCGUCGGCAACUGCCGCUGCGCAGACUUCACCGGUAUCCCACUCCGGUGCGGCAUCGUCUGCCUCUCUCACUGUGGUCAAGGCAGCCACUGUUGCGACGUUUUGCCUUGUUGCCUUGUUGGGAUUCCACUGA
This is a messenger RNA of Colletotrichum graminicola M1.001, 1614 nucleotides long. RefSeq names its product eukaryotic aspartyl protease. The record is from RefSeq and is a predicted model, not a curated record. Gene Ontology annotation, molecular function: aspartic-type endopeptidase activity. NCBI's taxonomy places the organism in Eukaryota, Fungi, Ascomycota, Sordariomycetes, Glomerellales, Glomerellaceae. The transcript has 3 exons. The coding region runs from base 1 to 1614 and encodes 537 amino acids. Gene Ontology annotation, biological process: proteolysis.